Messenger RNA from Rana temporaria (common frog), 9012 nucleotides. RefSeq names its product B double prime 1, subunit of RNA polymerase III transcription initiation factor IIIB (gene BDP1). Gene Ontology annotation, molecular function: TFIIIC-class transcription factor complex binding. The record is from RefSeq and is a predicted model, not a curated record. Gene Ontology annotation, biological process: RNA polymerase III preinitiation complex assembly. NCBI's taxonomy places the organism in Eukaryota, Metazoa, Chordata, Amphibia, Anura, Ranidae. Bases 193 to 7308 code for a protein of 2371 amino acids. The transcript is spliced from 44 exons. Gene Ontology annotation, cellular component: transcription factor TFIIIB complex.
GACUCCCAGCAAUCUAUGAGGGUAAAAGGCCAUCGGGAAAUGCUCAGACGUCGCGGCAAGAUGACGUCAAUGUGAGAUCGGUCUAUUCCCGUACAUGUCCGCUACCUGCUCACGUGACCGGGCUGUGCGCUGAGCCGUUCCUGUGUGUAUUCGGGUGAUGAGGAGGAGGGGAGGACAGGCGGCGGCCGCACGAUGAUCCGGAGAGCGAGGCUCAGCUUCAAACCCAAUGUGAGGCCGGGGGGCCGGACUGUGGGGAGCGGGGCCCGGGAUGGAGGGUCCCAGCCGGAGGAGCCUGUACAGGCCGGGGAGGCGACAGCAGGCCCGGAGGAGAAGUCCGUUGGUGGUGAUGCCCCGGCAGAGAGGAGCCCUGACAUACCUGAAACGACUGCUGCAACCGUCAGUGAAAAUGAACCAAGCAAGCCAGCUGCUGCACCUCUUCAAAGGAGAAAAAGAAUCUCCACUUUGCCUAACAUUGCAAAACCACGAGUUUCCACUUCCGCUCCCGUUGCCCCUUCUCAGAAACCUCUGCAAGUGGAAAGCCCCCCAAGUUUACCUGUCAGUAGUGUCCCAUGUAAGGAUGAAGUGUCUCCACCUGAGAAGGCCAAGGUACCAAACUCCCCACAAGGUUCUAACAGUGCACCUCAGGGACAACACGUGACGCUCCCGGAAAAGAGAACUCCAAUUCCUCAGGUUCCCCAAUUUUCUCCAUUCAAGAAAGCGUCCCUUAAACACUCUGAGCUGAGUCCUGUAAAAAGUGUGGAAUUUACACAGAAGGAAGAGUUCACUCCUCUCAAAGAGAGGCCCUCCCAGAAAUCGUCUCCCAACGAAUGUAAAAAAAGUCCACCUAAAAUGCUUGUUGCUACUGGUAACCUGGAGAAAGUACGCCUUCGAAGAGCCCAAAAAUUACGAGAAUUGCUUAAAGAUGAAAUAAAGAAGGAGAGAAAAGAAUGGAAGUCAAAGCAUCCAGUUAUAAGCAACAUAGGAGAGCUAGAACGAUCCAAGAUGGUGAUGAGAGAUUUCAUAUACUUCAUUCCUGAAAGUAACCCUAUGAAGUCUUCCUUUGCAGAGACAAAAAGUAGUGAAAAAGCUCCUACAGAAUCUCAGCUCAGUGGGACACCAGUAAAAAACAUUAGUAAUGAUGAGGAUGAUGACAUGGAUGAAGAAGAGGACGAUAGCCAGUUACUGGCACCUCGUGUGAAAGUGGCAGAGGACGGCUCCAUUAUUCUUGAUGAGGAAAGUUUAACUGUGGAAGUAAGCAGAGGUAAAGCUCCAAUAGUGGAAGGGAAUGAUCCAAUAUUCGAACGAGGCUCUACAACUACGUACUCUAGUUUCCGAAAGAGCAACUACUCUAAACCAUGGUCUGAGGAAGAAACUGAUAUGUUCUAUUUGGCAAUAAGUAUGGUGGGAACAGACUUUUCAAUGAUUGGUCAGCUUUUCCCUCAUAGACAGAGGAUUGAGAUCAAGAACAAGUUCAAGAGGGAAGAGCGAACAAAUAGUUGGAGAAUAGAUAAAGCAUUUAAAGAGAAGAAGGCUUUUGACUUAGUAUUUUUUAGUAAGCGUCUUGAAAGAGCUCUUGAGGCAGCAAAGAAAAGACGAACCGCACCAAAAGUCAGGCAGCCACGUGAGAAAAAGCCCACAAAGCCACGCAAGAAACCUAAAGAUAAAGCUUCAGCAGAACAUGUUGGUGUUGAGGAGAUGGCUUUGCUGUCCGAUGGUGAAGGAGCUGAUACCAGGACAGAAGAGAAAGAGAAUGAAGGCUCUGUGAGUGUUAAGGAAAGCUUGUUACCAUCAGACAAUGUCCCUGGGAAGAAGAGGAGGAACCGAAAGAAAAAAGACACUAAAGAGCCAGAAGAGGAACCACACGAGUCUUCACCUGAAGAUACCACCAAAUUGCCAAAGAAGCCAAGGAAAAAAAAAGCUGCUGGCCAAGUUAAAGAUUCAGAGCUAGCAGUGAACGACAAGAACCUUGAAGAUGUUCAGGAAGCUCCAGACACCGUGCGAGAGAAGAAGAAGAAGAAGAAAAAAUCACGGAAAAAAAAGUCUACCGAUAAAGAAGUGGAACCAGAAGACACUGAAGUUGGUGACGUUGAUGUGCCAAGUCCUCGGAAGGAUGCAGUUGAUGAAAAAUCUACUGAUUUCCCUGUAGAUGGUGGUGGUGGUGAUGAUGAUGAUGAUGAUGACUCGCUGUUGUGUAUCGAAUGCGGAGAACCUAGCUUCACACAAUCAGAGAUUCUUGCAUGUGCAGAAGAGUCCUCACUGAUUCUGUUUACUGAAGACGGCGAGUGCUUUUCAGGGCCUGAUGACAUAUCCAGUUUACAGGAAAGUUUGAGUGUCAUGCCCGGCUCACAGACAGUGUCGGAUGAAUAUGGCUACUUUGACAAUGUUCUGAUGGAGACCAUGGAGACCAGUCAAGAGGAUUCUGUCUUUGAAACUAGUCACUUGACUUCUGACAGUUUUAAAGAAGCACCUCUUGAAGACCUGGCUGAGGAUAAUCACACAGGGACUGAGGCUGAAGGAUCUACUGAGUCACAGAAAGAAUUGUCUAGACCUGCAGCUCUCGCAAUAAGUAGAUUCCAGAGGCCACGACCGAACCUACCAACGCGGGCAUUGCCCAGACAGGAGAAAGUUUUGAUAUCAGAGAGCGAGGAUAUUACUGAGGAAAGAAAUGAUCUUCCUGCUGAUAAUUCUUCAUUGCAGAGCCAUCUGAAGGACAAAAAUCUUGAAAGUGGAGAAUCUGAGUUCUCAAUAACGGCAUCUACCAGAAAUGAUGACAUUCCUUGUCCUGUCGAGACAAAUUCUUCCUUGGAAUCGCCCCAGCUUCAGCCAGGAGACUCUGAUAUUCCAACAAAAUGUGCUGCUGAAAAGGAAGAUCUAAAGAAAGAGAAACCUCUGCCAAUUAGAGGACGUUUGGUAAGGCCAAAACCUAACCUGAAUAAAGCUCCAGUGAAGGAUAAAACACAUUCUCCUGACCUGAGAUCUCCUCCUAAAUCUGAUUCCCAGGACUCUGAAGAAAUUUCAACGGUACCCUGCACCACUGUCCUGACUACUUUAUCCAAUAAUGAAAAAAACACUCUCACCAAGGAAAGAGCUGAAUCCUCUACUAGCUCCCAGGAACUGAGUACAAAAUCUACCAUAAAACCUGCACCAUUUGUUAGUGGAUACUUACAAAGACCAAAGCCCAAUACUACGAAGACGUCUAGGAAAGAAAAGAAUGAAGACAUGGAAGGCCCAGAGAAAAGUGAUCAAGUUUCAUCUGAAGAUGCCACAGGAGUCACAGGCAGUGAAGCCAUUUGCAGUCCAAAUGACGCUGUGCUUAAAAACCGUGAAGAACAAGAAGAAAUGUCUACACACAAGGACACAUGCCUUGAUUUUGCCACUGUCCAAGAUUCUUGUAUUCCAAUUAAAGAAGCUCUCUCCACAUCUUUGAGCCCUGUGCAGGAAAUCGUCCCAGAACCUGAUCCUGCAUUAAGCUCUGUGUUGGAGUCUAAGGCCGAGAGUAAAACUUCUCCCAUUAAACUACCUCAAGGACAGCUUCAAACUCUGAAGCCUAAUGUUCUGGAAUCAUGUGACCAUAAAGGAAUAUCUGGGCUGAGAUUAGAAGACGAUACUGAUCUUACUCCUGAGGAUACUGGACAGGAUGUGAAAGGCAAGAGAGAUGACCUUUCUGACCUGGGAAAACCCACAGAUUUUAGGAAGGAAGCCUCCACUUCAGAUGAAAGUUCUGGGCACCAGGAGAAUCACAGGAAGCCUACAGAAAUGGAUCAGGUUCUACAAAUAAAUCCAAAACCUGAAGUUGGUCCAAAAGUGUCAGAGGAAGUGCAGCAACCUGCAAAACCUACAGUUCUAACAAGAGGACGAUUACAGAGACCAAAGCCAAACAUUGUCCGGGCAUUGCCUAGGCGAGGUGUCCUGACUUCUUCUGAUGAUUCUAGGAAUAAAUCUGAAGUUGAAUCUGUUGAGAAGGCCCCUGAAUCCAAUCAGCCAACCACAAGUUGUGAAUCGGAAAAAGCUCCCAUCUUGGCAAAGGCUGCUACAGAAGACACGCCUUCCCCAGUAGAGAUUGUUCAUUCACGUGUCUUUUCACUGGAGACCAUUGGCCUGCCUGGCGCAGACCAGAUUGAGGAUGAGAAGUCUCCCUCAGUGUCUUUGGAUGACUCGGCUUCUGUUGGAAUGAAAAAAGAAUUCAGUGGCUCUGAAGAUGAGAAAAAAGCCGCACCAACCAAACCAACUUUGACACGGAGUCGAUUGAUAAGACCAAAGCCAAACCUAGGCGUUUCCGUUGCACGUACCUCAGUAUCUGUUCCUCAGAAGUGUGAUGUACCUGAAGAAGGGAAAAGUGGAAAACACGAUGUCAAUACUUCAUCCAUGAAAAAUUUGUCGCAGUGUGACGCAGGAAAAAAAUCUGUACUUGCAAAUACUGAUACAGAAGACGCUGACUCCCCCGAAGAGAUCACUCAGUCAUAUAUCCUUCCACUGGAGACCAUUAGUCUGCCUUGUGUGGAUCAGAUGGAUAGUGAGGAGUCUUCUGCUGUGCCCAUGGAUAAUUCCUCUCAUGUCACGAUUAAAAACAAUGUAAGUACCUCUGAAGAUGAGAGAAUGGUAGAACCAUCACCAGGUUUGACAAGGAGUAGAUUGCAGAGACCAAAGCCGAACUUGGGUCGAUCAGUUACACAUCCAGUCUUAUCCACUCCACAGAAGUGUGAUGUUCAUAAAGAAAGGAAAACCACAAGUGACAGUUUUGAUACUUCAUCCAUAGAAAAAACACAGAAACAGAAUGUGAACUUGUCUCAAGAAUCUUGUCCAGCAGAAAGCUACGGUCUCAAGCUUGGCACAGAAGAAAUCCAGGGUGGUGCUGUAGAGGGGUCUGUGCAGAUUGAACAAUCCUCAUGUACUGGAGAGCAAGUUAAAGAGCCUUCUGUAAAACCUCUUCGAAACAGAUUUCAGAAACCAAAGCCCAACCUGGGACGAGCAUCUGUGAGGAAAGAGUCAGCAGCUUUUUCUCCUGAACAGAAAGAAGUCGGCUUUGAUUCUUCCAGCAAAAGACCAGAACAUCUUGCAGAUAAAGAGGGAUCAAGUUCAGUCUCCACCAACAAUGAUGCAAGUGGUAAUAGUGUGCAAUCCACACAACAUACAACUAUAAAACCAGCACUGCUGAGACGUGGCAGGCUUGUAAGACCAGUGCCAAGCUAUGGAAAGCCAUCUAACAAGAGGCUGAGUGUACUGCAAAGCAAGACAGUCGAUGAAGAGGAGACUUCUACAGAUACAGAUUUGGAGACAUUGUCCAACAAGAGAAAAGCCUCUGAGUGUUUUCCUGAUGUGUCCCCCAAGAGAAGCUGUAUUCCUGACACCUCUCAAAAUUCAUCAGAUUCUGCAUUAGAUCAAGUCCCCUCAACCUGUGCCCUUCCAGAUAGUAGUCAAUCUAAUGAUCCGCUGGAAGACAAUAAACAACAUUCAAGAUUUGGCCGACUUCUGAAAAGACCAGUAUCCACAACACCUCCCGUGCUGACCAAACCAUCUGAAAAUGUAACUGAACGCCCAGAGAAGAAGACAUCUAGAAAUAAUAAAUCUGUCAAAAGUACAGUGGCCAAACCAAUGUCCAGUAAAGGGAAGACAACUCUAGUGAAGAUCAGGGCUAUGAAGGAAGAUGAUGAUGAAGAUGAUGAAUUGGAAUAUGAAGAUGAGGAUUAUGAUGUCUCUCCCGAUAAGCUGAGUCAGGCCCCAGUCUUUGUCCCCUUCAGCCUAAGAUCACCAAAACCUAUUCCUGCUGAGAUUGAAGAGACUUUGGAAGAGUUUGAAAUACCAGUGGAAGAUUUAGGUUUUCCAAUCGGCACUGCUCAAAACCUGAGAUCUCCAUGUCCAACGCUACAGGAUGUGCCCCAACAUGUCCCAGCGUCUCAGGCAGACCCUGGUAAUAAAGGUCAUUGUGAUGGGAGUACUGAAGCGGCCAUGACAUUGAUUUCAAUUGGAAAUUCCGCCUUUCAGUCUAAAUUGGGAGAGCCUCUGGAUUCUGAUGAAAUCACUGGGAGCCAGCUGUCCCACAAUGCUGAUUGUAAACCCGAAGCCUCAACUUUGUCGGUAAAGAUGACUUGUGCAACUGAAAAGGACACUACAAUAAAUGCAAGGCCAGUGAAAGUUUGCCAGGAUACCCUUGGAUUACAAGUAGGAAGUGAAGCCUUAUCUGUAUCUGCAAAUGAACAUAGAAGUGAUCCAGUCAUUUCAGAUCUUCAUACAUCUGAGCAACCUUCUCAUCUUCUAAAUGUCAAUGUAACCCUCCCAUUGGAGCAGAUGAGCGAUCCCAUUGUACAAGACGAUGUGCAGCAGCAAGAUUGUAGCACAUCGGACCAUUUACUUGAAGAAGGAGCGGGAGAAGAGACAUUUAUUCUGACUCUGGUUGAAAUUCCGAUUAGUGAAGGGUAUUCCUAUUCAUGUGAUGGGAAUUCCUAUUCAUGUGAUGGGAGUUCCGUAGAUGUUCUUCCUGCACCUGUGUUGAUCACCUCGGGCUCAUCCCAAAUGGUAACUCCAGAUCAUAGAGCUGCUGCCGUGUCAGAGCCAUCAUCUUCUGUGUCCUGUCCGUCUGGACAGGAAGAGGCGAAGUUAGAACAGAAUCCUCCUUCUAGAAAGAGAGGUGCCAGUAUUUCAAGUGAAAGUGACAAGUCACAACCUUGCAUAAAGGCUUUGCGUACCAGUGCUGAGCAGGGAGAGGACCACACAACCAACACCUCAGCAGCCGUUGAAGAAAAUGGAACCAGCAGUAGGCUUGCUGAGAUGAAGACUGAGGAGACGGAGUUACCCCAUCAGAGCUCUAUGGAUAUAGCCGUAUCCUCCCCAGAGGGAGAAAAGGUGCCGGAAUGUACAAUUGACAGUACAAGAUUUGACACCGUGGCACAUAUAGAGAAUCUUGCCUCUACCAGUUAUGAUUCACCAAGUAGCGUUUUACCUUCAUCAUCUUCUAGAAUACAACAAAGGCCCGGAAGAAAACCGCUUGGCUUUUUACCUUUGGUCUGCAAAGGAAAGCCGUCUCAAAAAACAAAAGUGACCAGUAAGAAAACUUCUUUAAAACCAAAGUCUAAAAAGGCCAAAGUCCAUGAAAAUUCUCUGAGCAAUGAAGUGUUUUGUCAGUCUUCAUCUUCUGCUGUAACAUCAACUCCAGCAAAUACAGAGACCAUUCCCUGUACUAGUCAAAUUUCUGAGGAUCCGGACACCAUAUCUCAGGAGUCCCCCAAAUCACAGGAGCUUGCCACAGAAGAAGAUGCUGCUACAGUGUCAGAGUACUUUUUCAGUGAUAUUUUCAUGGAAGUGGACGAAUAAUGGAGCGAAUAAAUGUUUCCUCAAAUUUUUUUUUACUACUGCACACAAUGCCAUUAUUUUUAUUUUUGUAUAUAAUAUAGCUUUAUGUGCCUUGUUACUAUUGUACAUUUUACAUAGAAAAAAAAUGCAUUAAUUCUAGAUGAAACAAAAACCUCUUUUUAUAACUUUUGUGUAUAGUCCAAGAAUGUGAAAAACUUCUAUUUAUUUAUUUAAAGUUAAAUUAUUGGCUCCUUCUGAGCUGUAGGUUUCUAUAUGUUGCUGUGCAAUGGAUCGCAGAACACCAGUACUAUGGAUUUCUAUGGAGUCAACCUGGAUAUUGUAAAGUGAUUUCCGUUUUUGUUUUACAGUUAGCUGCCUGUGGUUUCUCUCGUAUAGUUUUCCUGAAUAUAUAUUUUUUUUUUUCUAAAUGUGUCCCCCACUUCACUCUUCUUAGGCAUCAAAAGGGGGAGCUUGUUAGGUAUUUCAGACACAUGCUAAGCACUUCCCAAGUUCCCACACACCAGGCCCUGGUUCCUCCAGCAGCCUUUAUACCCUGCGUUCUCACUAAGACAAUGUUUGUUGACUGUUGGUGGAGCGCGGUCUAUCUACAGACUUUUUGCCUCCAGCACCUUUAGAUUAUGUGGAAUAAUUAACACUUGUAACUAGUAUUUCUUAUCAGUUUUGGUUAGAUAAAUACUCCGUUUGCCAAUCUUUAUGGUGAUCUAUCCAACAUUCUCUGUAGAUGGCAAGAAGCAGUCUCGUAUACACAAACUUUCACUAUAGUAUCGCUUUUGUAAUUACCGUAACCUAUUUACUAAGCGACUGGACCCCUCUUAAAAAUUCUAGCUGCCUGGCUGUUAUGCUAAACCUUUAGCAUCAAAACAUUUGCUCACUGCAAUGGAAUAAGUAUUCACAUUGGGGGGGAAUUAUAGAUAACCUUAUAAGCGUACUUUUUGGUUAGUGGUUUAACAUAUGAACUCAAAAGGCUACGCAUGCCAACCAGGAAGCUAGUGUUUUCAGGAGGCGAGUCCAGCUAUGGCAGCCUCUGUUUAUUUUUUAAAAAAAGUUUCAUUUUAAUUGCUAAAGAACAAUAGGAUUAUGGGAAGGAAAAACUGUAGAAGAGCACAAACUGGCUAUUUAAGUUUAGCACUUAUGGACGUAUAAAGCAUUUUACCACCAAGGCUGACGGCCUUCAGAUGCUGACAGUGAUUUGCUAAGAUCUGCAGAGGUAUCAUUGUUUUCACUAUUAAGCUGUCAGAUUGGAUACAACAGUAUAGCAAACUAUGACUGAAGAUUCUUGCCAGUUAUGAAAUCCUAUAGCAUAAGGAUUGUUGCUGGAACUUGAAUGUCACCUCUGCUACAAUUUUAACCACAAGACUUAACAGUUCAUGCUGACCUCCCAUCUUGCCUUCAGUCUUGCACAGUAUGCAUUAGAAGCUGCAGAAAGUCCAAAACCUACCUCAUUUCUUGGUUAGAGGCCUACCCCUUUUAUUAAUUCGAAUUCAGUUCUGUCAAUCUUGUACGCUCAGUAUUAUAUGUGGGCAUUAUCUAGAACAGUCUGCAUGCAAGUGCAAUUUGCCUAGAAGCUCCCAAUGCUCCAGACUGGAAUACACCCCAUGGAGGCAUUCUAAUUAUCCUCCUAACCUACUGCUUGCAUCAGGACUGAGGCCCCGUACACACGUCUGAGGAACUCGACGUGCCAAACACAUCGAGUUCCUCGUCGAG